AAAGCAACCACUUUUCUUGGUGAUCAACUCGACAUAUUCCUUCUUCUUUAACUUUAUACCUUCCAUCGGCCGUAACCCUUUAUCUUCUUCUGCCUUUUCUGCUCAGCCCGACUUUUCCAUCAAAUCUUAUAAGUUAGUUUAGAAACACUGCGACGCCAUUAUUAACUUAUAUUCAUCUCGAUCCAUCUUCUGCGCCAUUAAAAUGGAUACAGCAGCUUCCAAUAAGUUCCUUUUCAUAUUUCUCCUUUCUUACAUUUUCAUGGUCUGCUCAUCAGGCUCAUUCCUUUCGGUAUAUAAGGGGCGCAGAGAGUUGAUCCAAACAACUCAACACGAUACCAUCAAUCCUCCUUUCACAACCUCUCCGGUAACCAAUCCGGUCACCACCCCAGCCACCUACCCACCGGACGCUUCCGCGCCGCCACUAGUCACCGUUCCUUCGGCCAACCCGGUCCUUCCGCCGGCCAUAUUUCCGGUCUCCCCCGCCUUCCCGAAUCCACCCAUCCAAGCGGGAGGCGGUGCGGCGGCGGGGCAGAGCUGGUGCGUGGCGCGCAGCGGGGUGCCGGAGACUGUCCUCCAGGUAGCACUGGAUUAUGCAUGUGGGAUGGGAGGCGCAGAUUGCUCCGGCAUCCAGCAGGGCGCCGCCUGCUAUAAUCCAACCACUCUGCAGAAUCACGCGUCCUAUGCCUUCAACGCCUAUUAUCAGAAGAACCCGCUUCCCACUAGCUGUGAUUUCGGUGGAGCUGCUGUGCUCACCAAUGCCAAUCCAAGCUCAGGUUCUUGCGUUUUCCCGACAUCAUCGUCGGCAUCACCGGCAACGGUGUCUCCGACGACAACAACGACUACUCCGGCUAUGCCAGCUCCAGCGACAGACUUUUCAUCCGGAGCAGGUACAGGCACCCCUCCAACCGUGUUGAACGCGAGCAACCCUGCAUUGGGAGGCGACAUCGGUGGCUUUGCAGAGACCCCUCCUACUGCCGGUAUUUCUUCGGCUUCGGCGACAACGGCCGCCUUCAUCAGCUGCAUCAUUCUGCCACUAUCCACUAUUCUUCAUGCCCGUUUAUGAGUUGGAAGCUACUACUAGUCUAGUAUACGCGCGUAUAGUUUUGGGGUGUACAGUUCUUUGCGGGAUAUAUUACUCAAGAAUCUCUAGUGCCCUUUAAUUUUAAUUAUUCUAUACAUGUUAGGAGAUGAUAUCAUAUACAUUCAAUGUUCUAGAUAGAUUGUCAAUUGAUUUGUGUAUAUUGUGUAACAAGAGAGGGGCAUGGAAUAUAUAAGAUUAACAAUUAUAUUAUA
Molecule: messenger RNA, 1293 nt
Organism: Salvia miltiorrhiza (redroot sage)
Lineage: Eukaryota; Viridiplantae; Streptophyta; Magnoliopsida; Lamiales; Lamiaceae
Product: PLASMODESMATA CALLOSE-BINDING PROTEIN 3-like
Exons: 4
Coding region: 203-1063 (286 amino acids)
Source: RefSeq, a predicted model, not a curated record